GCUCAAGGUUGUUUGUGACCUACUUCUAUGUACACUGCAGCCUUGAUUUGUUCUACAAUAGAUCGCUCUGUCUAUCUCUUUGCAUUAGCCAAAUCUAGGUUUUCCAGUGAAAUUACUUUUUCGGUUCUCUUGCUGCCCCUUUGAUUUGCUCGCCCGUAUUUUCUCCAGUGUUCAUACAUACCCUCUUGACUUCUCCACUUGAGCAUUUCCCCCCUAGCCUCGAAACAUAGGAGAGACCCGGCGAUAUCUGCAGUGCUAUUACUCUGGAUGUGAAUAGGCAAUAAAAUGGCACCACAGAACGAAAAAAGCUCCCUCAAGCGUGGCAGAGCCUCCGCCGAUAAUGAUUCACAAGAUCUUAAAAAGCCACGACGCUCCGAGAGGAACAAUCCCCAAAGCAAAGCACAGGCUUUAGACGAUCAGUCCUAUUUGCCUACACCCUUGACCCAACGAGAUUCAACUGCCACAGACAUCGAAAAGGAGACGACUGCUACACCAGAUGAGCCUGGCCGAAAAUUACAUCGGCGGACACCUUCAGAUUCGGAACUCCCUCAAGAUAGUUCAUCACCUCCUAGCGAUACACAAGCCCUUUCUCAAUUUGUUUACCCCCCUAGAGCAUUUGCCGAUGAAGUCGAAGACGAAGCUGCAGAGGGAGUCUGGGGAUACCUUCUUCCGCUUGAUGAUAAGGUCCGCCGUCCUCUGGUACUGAGGAAACGCGGAGGAUGCGAGGAGCACAAAUCCGCAGCAUAUACGACUAACUCCAAGAAAGGGUCCGCGAAAACGAGUGCGGGUUCCGCUAGUAAACAAAAGAAUUCACCUAGCGGCUACCUUAUAGGCCGACAUCCUGAAUGCGACCUGGUGAUAAACAUUCCUACUGUGUCGAAUCGACAUGCUUUGGUAUUUUCCGAAAAUAGGAAAGGCGAUGCCGUUGCCUUUCUCCAGGAUCUCUCCACUAAUGGUACUUUUGUCAAUGAUGCAAUGGUGGGCCAAAAUAAACACCGUGAACUUGAAGAUGGCGAUGAGGUCACCAUCCUAGAUGAAGCACGUUUUGUUUUCAGAUAUCCUCGGACACGAGACACCAAUCGUUUCCGCCAACAAUAUAGGCUUCUGCAACAGCUUGGGAAAGGCCAUUUCGCCACAGUCUACCUUUGCGUAGAACGGUCUACGGGGGCUCAGUAUGCCGUGAAAGUUUUUGAGAAACGUUCUGGUGACUCGCAGCGCUCCCAGAACGAAGUUCUUCAUCAGGAAAUCGGUAUCUUGAAGGGCGUCAGUCAUCCGAAUCUGCUUUGCCUCAGAGAUACAUUCGAUGAAAGCGACGGCGUUUAUCUUGUCCUGGAACUCGCUCCAGAAGGCGAAUUGUUCAACUUGAUUAUCAGCCGGCAGAAAUUCUCAGAAAGUGAAACUCGUUGCAUCUUUAUCCAAUUGUUUGAGGGGCUGAAGUAUUUGCACGAUCGAGGUAUCAUUCAUCGUGACAUUAAACCUGAAAAUAUUCUGGUCGCGGACAAAGAGUUGACAGUGAAACUUGGUGAUUUUGGAUUAGCCAAGAUUAUCGGUGAAGACUCGUUUACUACGACACUAUGCGGCACACCAACCUAUGUCGCGCCAGAAAUACUACAGGAGCGGCGCUAUCGGAAAUACACAAAGGCUGUGGAUGUCUGGUCUCUCGGAGUCGUCUUAUACAUAUGCCUUUGCGGAUUUCCCCCAUUCUCUGACGAAUUAUACACAGCUGAGCACCCGUACACUUUAGCACAGCAAAUACAACAAGGGAGCUUCGACUAUCCGUCUCCGUAUUGGGACACUGUGGGUGAUCUGGCAUUGGAUCUGAUAGACCGAAUGCUCACAGUUAACGUUGACGACCGAAUUACGGUGGAUCAAUGCUUAGAGCACCCAUGGAUUACAGGAAAGCAGCCUAGUGUUUCUGACAGCACAGACGGCCUGACUGGGGCUUUGGGAAAGCUAGACUUCUCAAAAAGAAAGCUAGCUCGCGAAAGGACACUUCUCAGCAAUAUCAAUGAUGUUGGCUACAGUGAACAUGAGCAGAAAAGUGGUGCUCCUGUCAAAGUUUUCCACAAAAACAAUGCUGGGAAACGUGUUCACAACCAUCCAGCAAAGAAUGCACAAGAGCGUGAAGUAUCCCCUGACGAGAAAAGUGCCCCGAAUAACUUCGUCAACCUUGGAGAACAAGGUGAUCCAGUUUUGUUCGAUGACAACCUGAAAAAUGGGCGUAACUGAAGAGAAGAUAGCCUUCUGCAACUGAAGAUUCUCCGAAGCCAUCGACUUGAGUAUGUGGACCGUGGCAAAAACCAAGGUCGGUUUAAGUGUAUUUCUCAGGGACUGUCGCUUCCUUGGCUGGGUGACAUUAGCGCGCUUUACAAGUACUUGAGAGCAUAGGCAUAAGUCUAGUCUACUCUCUAAUCGACUUUUAAUACUUAGAGUAAUAAUAGCCUGAGUUGACAGUCUACAGCAUACAUAGACUUGGGAGCUUCACCUCCGCACUAGCUUUCAAUUACUAGCCAGGGACACUUCCAAGAGCGGCCCAAUAUCAUACGAUGGCUACAU
Molecule: messenger RNA, 2556 nt
Organism: Aspergillus costaricaensis CBS 115574
Lineage: Eukaryota; Fungi; Ascomycota; Eurotiomycetes; Eurotiales; Aspergillaceae
Product: CAMK family serine/threonine-protein kinase
Exons: 7
Coding region: 286-2229 (647 amino acids)
Biological process (GO): mitotic DNA damage checkpoint signaling; protein phosphorylation
Cellular component (GO): nucleus
Molecular function (GO): protein serine/threonine kinase activity; ATP binding; protein binding
Source: RefSeq, a predicted model, not a curated record